Sinocyclocheilus grahami is the source of this 665-nucleotide messenger RNA. Its product is annotated as cocaine- and amphetamine-regulated transcript protein-like. Bases 111 to 425 code for a protein of 104 amino acids. Gene Ontology annotation, molecular function: neuropeptide hormone activity. The transcript is spliced from 3 exons. NCBI's taxonomy places the organism in Eukaryota, Metazoa, Chordata, Actinopteri, Cypriniformes, Cyprinidae. The record is from RefSeq and is a predicted model, not a curated record. Gene Ontology annotation, biological process: negative regulation of appetite; G protein-coupled receptor signaling pathway; cellular response to starvation.
CCGAGAAAAACUUUCAACGCUCUUACCGCUAAAACAGAAAAUAGUUAUAAAAAGGAUUUUGUAUUUUAAAUUCUGAGUUUUACCUUACUGACGCCAAAGCAUUCAGCACCAUGGACAGCGUCCGCGCGGCGGUUUACCUGAGCGUGUUCCUCUCGCUGCUCUGCGUCUGCAGGGGUCAGAUGUCACUGGACAACCGACUGAGCGCGCAAGAGGAGCAGUUCAUCAAAAGAGACCUGGCUGAGGCGCUCGAUGAACUUUUGGACGGAGAUCAGGACAAUCGGUUAUCUGUGGAGAAAAAAGCUAGUGUCAUUCCAAGGUGUGAUGUGGGGGAGCGCUGCGCCAUGAAGCACGGACCGCGCAUCGGGCGACUGUGUGAUUGCAUGCGAGGAACAGCCUGCAAUACUUUCUUCUUGCGCUGCUACUGAUGGAGCUCGCGCAGCUCUCUUCUCUCUCAGGCACUGUGCUAAGAAACUCGUGACAGCAAUGCUUGGGACACCUCAUCUAUUUAACGCGUGAAAUUACAUGGGUGAUGUAUUCAUAGUACUGUUAUUUUGUUCGUAAACUUGUCUAUGUGUAUAUGAUCAAACGUGUUGAUUUUAAGUUAAUAAAACGUCUUUAAGGCUCAUUCGUUCUGAACACUGUCUAAUCUAAAUGAAUUGAUGUAU